Messenger RNA from Cygnus atratus (black swan), 2964 nucleotides. It is a transcript of the gene THBS4, whose product is annotated as thrombospondin 4. Bases 1 to 2862 code for a protein of 953 amino acids. Gene Ontology annotation, cellular component: extracellular region. NCBI's taxonomy places the organism in Eukaryota, Metazoa, Chordata, Aves, Anseriformes, Anatidae. Gene Ontology annotation, biological process: cell adhesion. The record is from RefSeq and is a predicted model, not a curated record. The transcript is spliced from 22 exons. Gene Ontology annotation, molecular function: calcium ion binding.
AUGGGGUGCGAUCGCGGCGCCGCCCUGCUGCUCCUGCCGCUCGCCCUGCAGCUGUGCCCGGGCCGCGCCGCGCCGCCCGCCCCUCGAGUUAUUGAUCUUCUUUCAUAUUCCAACAAGAGAGUGGUAACAAACUUCCUGCAACAAGCACUUGGCGAUCCUACGCUGAAUGAAGUGUUCUUGCUCUCAACAUUCAAACUGCAGCCAAAGAGCACAGCCACCAUAUUUGGCCUGUAUUCAUCAACUGGAAACAGCAAGUAUUUUGAGUUUAUGGUAAUGGGACGGAUGAAUAAAGUGGUACUUCGCUAUCUGAAGAGUGAUGGGAGGUUGAACUCCGUGAUUUUUAGCAACGUCCAGCUGGCUGAUGGGAAACCACAUGCUGUCAUCUUGUGGCUGAGAGGUCUGCAGCAGGAAUCAAGCACAAUAGAGUUGUAUCUGGACUGUCUGCAAGCAGGUGCCAUUCAGGACCUGCCAAAAGCAUUUUCAACUCUGCCUGGGAGGUCAGCAGCAGUAGAAUUGCACAUCUUCCAGAAGAAGCCACAGGUUACACUGGAUGAGUUGAAGCUGGUAACUGGAGGAACACUUGCCCAAGUGGGAAACCUGCAGGACUGUUUUCUUCAGCAAAUUGAACCUGCUUCUCAGUACAAUGGUGAUUUUAAUAGGCAGCUGAUGAGCCAGAUGAUGCAGAUGAACCAGUUACUGGGUGAUGUGAAAGACCUUCUGAGACAACAGGUCAAAGAAACAACUUUUUUGAGAAAUACCCUAGCUGAGUGCCAGGCAUGUGGUUUGGGAACUGUGAAUUUUCCAACUCCGAUCCCUAGGCGCAGCAAACCCAAAUGUGAAGCAAGUUCCUGCUUCAGGGGAGUCAGGUGCAUGGAGACAACUGAGGGAUUUCAGUGUGGCCCCUGCCCUGAAGGGCUCACAGGGAAUGGAGUGAUAUGCUCAGAUAUCGAUGAGUGCCGUUACAGCCCUUGCUUCCCUGGAGUGCGUUGUGUGAACACUGUACCAGGUUUCCGAUGUGAGACCUGUCCCCCAGGAUAUACAGGACAAACUGUGCAAGGAGUGGGACUCAGCUAUGCCAAGAGCAAUAAGCAGGUCUGCUUAGAUAUUGAUGAAUGUCAGAAUGGUGGGCAUGGACUCUGUGUUCCAAAUUCCCAUUGUAUAAACACUUUGGGUUCUUAUCACUGUGGCCAGUGCAAAUCAGGAUACACAGGAGACCAAGUUAGGGGAUGCCAGGCUGAGAGAAGCUGCAGAAGUCGAGCCCUCAAUCCAUGCAGUGUCCAUGCCCGGUGCAUUGAGGAAAGGAGAGGGGAGGUGACAUGCAUUUGUGGCAUUGGCUGGGCUGGUGAUGGUUAUAUUUGUGGAAAAGAUGUUGACAUUGAUGGCUACCCAAAUGAAGAGCUCUCUUGCCCUGCUGAAAGCUGCAGAAAGGACAACUGCAAAUUUGUCCCAAACUCUGGACAGGAAGAUGCUGAUGGUGAUGGGGUUGGCGAUGCCUGUGAUGAAGAUGCAGAUGGAGAUGGCAUUCCCAAUGACCAGGAUAACUGUGUCUUGACUCCCAAUGUUAACCAGAGAAAUAGUGACCAAGAUAUCUUCGGAGAUGCUUGUGACAACUGCCGCAACGUCCUGAAUAAUGACCAGAGGGACACAGAUGGUGAUGGGAAAGGAGAUGCUUGUGAUGAUGACAUGGAUGGAGACGGUAUUAAGAACCUUUUGGAUAAUUGUCAGAGGAUCCCCAACCAAGACCAGGAGGACAAGGAUAAUGAUGGUGUUGGUGAUGCCUGUGACAGCUGCCCUACAGUCAGCAACCCAAACCAGUCUGAUAUUGACAAUGACCUGGUUGGAGAUUCGUGUGAUACCAAUCAGGACAGCGAUGGCGACGGGCACCAGGACAGCACAGACAACUGCCCCACCAUCAUUAACAGCUCCCAGCUGGACACCGAUAAGGACGGGCUGGGUGAUGAGUGUGAUGAGGAUGAUGAUAACGAUGGCAUUCCUGACCUCUUGCCCCCUGGCCCUGACAACUGCAGGCUGGUCCCCAACCCAGGGCAGGAAGAUGAUAACGGUGAUGGAGUUGGGGAUAUCUGCGAGUCUGAUUUUGACCAGGAUACAGUAAUUGAUCGGAUCGACGUCUGCCCUGAGAACGCAGAGAUCACCUUGACAGACUUCAGGGCCUAUCAGACAGUAGUGCUGGACCCAGAGGGAGACGCACAGAUUGAUCCCAACUGGGUGGUUCUGAACCAGGGCAUGGAAAUUGUGCAGACUAUGAACAGUGAUCCUGGCCUUGCUGUUGGUUACACAGCUUUUAAUGGUGUCGACUUCGAGGGCACUUUUCACGUGAACACGGUGACAGACGAUGACUACGCUGGUUUUAUUUUUGGCUAUCAAGACAGCUCUAGCUUUUACGUGGUAAUGUGGAAACAGACGGAGCAGACGUACUGGCAGGCGACUCCCUUCAGAGCUGUGGCAGAGCCUGGCAUUCAGCUAAAGGCUGUGAAAUCAAAGACAGGCCCUGGUGAGCACCUCCGCAACUCCCUCUGGCACACGGGGGACACCAGCGAUCAGGUCAGACUGCUGUGGAAGGACCCCCGGAAUGUAGGGUGGAAAGACAAAGUCUCCUACCGCUGGUUCUUGCAGCACAGACCCCAAAUUGGAUAUAUCAGGGCAAGAUUUUACGAAGGCUCUGACCUAGUGGCAGACUCUGGUGUAACUAUAGAUACCACGAUGCGUGGAGGACGGCUUGGAGUUUUCUGCUUCUCUCAGGAAAACAUCAUCUGGUCCAACCUGAAAUACCGCUGUAAUGACACCAUUCCAGAGGACUUUCAAGAAUUUCAGGCUCAGCAAUUUGGAGUUGGGGAUAUUUAAGAAGUAAAGGCAAACUAACAUUGCUAUUGCAAACAAUAAAACAGUAUAUUUUAAAUCCUUAUAUGAUUGUUGUAAGAGUGCACACCGCAGCUUGUUCUCAUU